Molecule: messenger RNA, 2469 nt
Organism: Synchiropus splendidus (mandarinfish)
Lineage: Eukaryota; Metazoa; Chordata; Actinopteri; Syngnathiformes; Callionymidae
Gene: slc35g2b
Product: solute carrier family 35 member G2b
Exons: 2
Coding region: 328-1578 (416 amino acids)
Cellular component (GO): membrane
Source: RefSeq, a predicted model, not a curated record
GAGGAGGAGUGGACCGCUGCCUUGCAUCUCUCUCCGGCUUUCCCCCGCUUCUGCCCCUUCAUCCUCAUCCUCCAGCACAGCAGCCGCUUCAGCUUCCUCAUCAUCACCUUCCUCAUCAUCACUAUAAUCGGCGGCGUCUCCAGCAGCGCAGAUCGAGGAGCUCCAGCAAGCGUCGCGCAUUUUCAGUGGCUGCAGAGGGAGCAUGGGGAAAUGGCAGUUGAAGAGAACCUACCCAAAUCUUCAUUUAUGACACUCGUCUUGGAUUUCGCCCCAUUAAGGACUAUUUAAUAAAAACAAAAGAUUAUUCCUUUUGACUCUUAAGGAAAAAUGGAUGUUUCCUCAUCCUCCAUGCAGUACGGAUCCAAAAAGCGGGUCAAGAUACACCCGAACGCAGUGACUGUUAAGUACGCAACGCAUUUCCCCCAGCCGGGCGACGAGGGCUAUGAUGACGCUCCUUCUUUUGAGGAUUUCGGUGCCUUUGCGGAGGCCAAUUCGGGGAAGAGGCUUGUCUCAGACAGCAAAGGUGGAAGGACAUUUUUUGGAACUAUGGAAACCCAGCCAAAGCAGCCGAGUGUGCCCAAGGACAAGGGUGUUGGGGGUCAGCUGGCCAGCUUUGGGGAGGCGAAUGUACUGGCCUCCAGGGUGACAUGGAUGGCCUUGUUUGGGGCGGCAGUGGCUCAUGGCUGCGUGGCACUAAUAACACGAUUGGCAGCUGACCGCUCCAAAGUUCCCUCCCUCGAGCUCCUAUUUAUCCGUUCAGUCAUUCAAGUGCUCUCCAUCCUGGUGGUCUUCUACUACCACGAGUCACCCUUUGGUCCGAAGGGCUACAGGCUGCGUCUCUUCUUCUACGGUGUCUGCAAUGUCAUUUCAAUCACUUGCGCCUACACGUCCUUCGCCAUAGUACCACCCAGCAACGGCACCAUCAUGUGGCGGGCGUCCACGACUGUCUUCAGUGCAAUUCUGGCCUUCCUGCUGCUGGACGAGCGACUCGGGUACACAGAUGUGGUCACUGUGGUGGGAAGCGUGUUCGGCCUGUGUCUGGUGAUGGUUCCAAAUGUUGCCGAUGAGGAGAAAUCCCGGCUGGGGUUUUGGAAAGAGGCUUUUGGCUACACAAUGACAGUAAUGGCCGGUUUGACUGCCGCCCUCUCUAUGAUCGUCUACAGAGCCAUAAAGGAGCGUGUCAGCAUGUGGACAGCACUCUUUACUUUUGGCUGGACGGGCACGGUUUGGGGCGCGUCCACAAUGUUUAUCAUGCAGGAGCCAAUCAUUCCUUUGGAUGGGGAAACCUGGGGUUACUUAAUAGGGAUCUGCAUCUGCUCUACUGUCGCGUUCCUGGGAGUUUACUAUGCUCUUAACAAAUUCCACCCGGCCUUAGUAAGCACCGUGCAGCACCUGGAGAUCGUGGUGGCCAUGUUCCUCCAGCUCAUCGUUCUGAGGAUGAUCCCCUCUGUAUAUGAUGUCAUUGGAGGUCUGGUCAUUAUGGUCAGCGUCUUCACGCUGACUGGAGUCAAGCUGUACAGGGUGAGUCGGGCCAUUCGACAAGAUUACCAAGAAAUACUAGACUCACCAAUCAAAUGAGUAUCUGUCUUCAGUCUGUCCGUAGGCACCGUUUGUGUGGGCUAUCCUUGGCCCAGGCAACCACACAGAACAUCCAAUUGUUGCCAGCACAUGUCCAGGUUCUGUUAUAAGACUUAGUGUACAAGACAGGAGGAAACUCAAAUAAGUUUAAAUUGGGAAGUUAUACCCACUGAAAAGCAAGCAAAAGAUCGAAAAAAGUUUUAAUUUUACAGAAAUUUAAAUGUGACAACAAACUCAAUAUGAGCAGUAAAAUAAGCGUCUCAUGGUGUGAAAUCUGGUCUUGCUCCUAACUCAACAUUGACCCCCUUAAAGGUCAUCCUCAGACACUGUCGUAAAAUUCCGACAUAUCAGCAAUAUAGCAUUUGACAAGUCUACUGGAUGUUGGAAAUUCUCAGGAUAGAAGUUCAAGAGUUCCCCCGGUUAGAGUACCAUCUUGAAUCCACCAUGAGGCAUCAAUAAAGCUCCCACUGGCAGAACCACCUACUUGUCUGUUUACAUUGUCGCUAGGUUGUGCAAUUUUAAUGAAUGUCUGGAUCUUUAUCGGGUUGAUUUUGUAUUGCUGUGUCGUUGCGAUGAGUGCCAGUUGUGUAACUUCAGUCUUGGUAUUUGUGAGUGGAAAAAAAAAAAACUCUAAAACAGCUACUCAGCCACAAUCGCUUCAAUGUUCAAGUGUAUCAAACACCAAAAAAAAACCUGAACAAAAAAAUGUUUUAAAAUAGUGAAUCGUUUUUGGCUCUGACUCUGGUUUUGUGAGUGGCAGUCUGUUUUAUUUUUUAUUUUUUUCUAAACAAUGAGGUGUGUCUGGUGCACACUGCCAUGUUUGUCACAUGUGUUGAUGUCAGCCAAGAACUCAUUGAAAAACAUACACGACACAAAAAAAUAAAACAAUAU